UCUUUCUUUUUUUUAAUAUGUGGUUUCACUCUAGUGCCUAUGUUGUAGUGCUGUCCUAAAAUCUCAGCUCACUGCAACCUCUACCUCCUGGGGUCCAGCGAAGGGAUUCUCCUGCCUCAGCCUCUCAGGCAGCUGGGAUUACAUGCACAUGCCACCUUGCCCAGCUAAUGUUUUGUAUUUUUAGUAGAGGUGGGUUUCACCAUGUUGAUCAGGCUGGUCUUGAACCCCUGGCUGCAAGGGAGUCAUGCAUCUUGGCCCCUCAGUGUUGUGAUUCCAGGUGUUAGCCACCAUACCUGGACUGUUUCCAGCAUUUUUUAGUUCUUUGUUGUUGUUGUUGUUGUUGUUGUUAAAUUUCAAGAUUUCAGAUCCAAUCAGGUAUCACAGGUUGUAUUUUAUUUUUCAUGUUUCUUUCCUCUCCUUAAAUCUGGAAAUCUUUUUUUUAUGAUUGUUUUUCCUAUAAUUGACAGUUUUGAAGAAUACAUACCAGUUGUCUAGUAGGAAUGCUCCACAAUCUGAAUUAAUUUUCUCAUGGUUAGCUUGAAAGUCAGUAUUUUUGGAAAGAAUAUGAUAUGAGCAAUGCUGUAAAGUUGCCAUUGCAUUCUAUCAGGAAGCACAUAAGUUUGUUCCACAUUUUUAAGAUAUUGUCUGUGUGUCUCUGUGUGUGUGUGUGUAAGUAAUGUACAUUGUGAAUCUCUGCAAUAUUAAUAUCUUGUUUUUCCAAGAACAUCCACCCAGUGAUUUCAGCAUUCUUUGACAAUUCCUGUGUGAAUAUUUAAUACAUUUGUGAUUAUGUAAUCAGAUUUGUAAUGUGGUGUCUUUUCUCACUCAUAUGAAGGAUUCCUUAUCUUGGACCUGAGUCUACUUUCUUCAAGAAAACUUGACUUUAUUUCAUUAAGUGGGAAGAGCAGCAGCCCAGCUAAUACGCUGAAAUGUGCAAUAGGCUGCAGCCUGUGAAGUAUUCACGGCUGUAGACUCUGAAGCUAAGGAGCUGAGAAGUUUUUAGAAGCUGCCAUCAACAUGCCAAAGCAGUAAAACUGAAAGCUAAUUCAAAUUUCAAGGUCUGGGGGAAGAUAUCUACUGCUUACUGGGACUUGAGGUCUAGAGAGUUAGGCCUUAUUAAAAUAAUUACUUUACCUACCAUCUUUGUUCAAGGCUCAAUGGCUGACCUUCAAGCAGUGGCUAGCUGUCCCAUCUGUCUGGACUACUUGAAAGACCCAGUGACCAUCAGUUGUGGGCAUAACUUCUGUCUCUCCUGCAUCGUUAUAUCCUGGAAGGAUCUAGAUGAUAGUUUUCCCUGCCCUUUUUGCCACUUUUGCUGUCCAGAAAGGAAAUUGACAAGCAAUCCUCAACUGGGUCGUUUGACUGAAAUUGCUAAGCAACUCCAGAUAAGAAGCAAGAGAAAGCGGCAGGAAGAGAAGCAUGUAUGUCAGAAACAUAAUCAGGUUUUGACCUUUUUCUGUCAGGAAGACCUAGAGCUUUUAUGUCCAAGGUGCAGUUUCUCCACUGGUCACCAGCUUCACUGUGUUUGGCACAUAAAGAAGGCUGCCUCUUAUCACAGGAAAAAAUUGGAGGAAUACAAUGCACCAUGGAAGGAGAGAGUGGAACUAACUGAAAAAAUCAUAACUAUACAAACCAGAAAAUCGUUAGAACUGAAGAAAAAGAUUAAGUCUUUAUUAGUCACUGUGUCGUCCAGGCUGUAGUGCAAUGGCUCAAUCUCAGCUCACUGCAACCUCUGCCUCCUGAGUUCCAGCGAUUCUCCUGCCUCAUCCUCCUGA
Molecule: messenger RNA, 1775 nt
Organism: Sapajus apella (tufted capuchin)
Lineage: Eukaryota; Metazoa; Chordata; Mammalia; Primates; Cebidae
Gene: TRIM61
Product: tripartite motif containing 61
Exons: 2
Molecular function (GO): zinc ion binding
Source: RefSeq, a predicted model, not a curated record